This is a messenger RNA of Ustilago hordei, 1068 nucleotides long. RefSeq names its product putative GLN1 - glutamate--ammonia ligase. Lineage: Eukaryota; Fungi; Basidiomycota; Ustilaginomycetes; Ustilaginales; Ustilaginaceae. Gene Ontology annotation, cellular component: cytoplasm. The transcript has 2 exons. Bases 1 to 1068 code for a protein of 355 amino acids. The record is from RefSeq and is a predicted model, not a curated record. Gene Ontology annotation, molecular function: glutamine synthetase activity.
AUGGCUGUUCCCUUCACUAAGAACCCGGGUCUCGUCAACCCUUACUUCGAGCUUGACCAGCGUGGCAAGGUCAUGGCCGAGUACAUCUGGAUCGACGGCGAUGGCGAGAUCCGCGGCAAGACCACUACACUUAACGGCCCCGUCAAGGACCUCAAGGACCUCAAGGAAUGGAACUUUGACGGUUCCUCCACCAACCAGGCUCUCGGCGGCAACUCGGAUGUCUACCUCCGUCCCGCCGCUUACUACCCCGACCCCUUCCGUCGCGGUGACAACGUCAUUGUCCUUGCCGAGUGCUACAACAACGACGGUACCCCCAACAAGUCCAACUACCGAUACCAGUGCAACAAGAUCAUGACCCAGGUCGCGGCCGAGAAGCCCUGGUUCGGUCUCGAACAGGAGUACUCGCUCUUUGACAUGGACGAUCGCCCGUACGGCUGGCCCAAGGGCGGUUUCCCCGGCCCCCAGGGUCCUUACUACUGUGGUGCCGGUGCCGGCAAGGUCUUCGCCCGUGACCUCGUCGAGGCUCACUACCGUGCCUGCUUGUUCGCUGGUGUCAACAUCUCUGGUAUCAACGCCGAGGUCAUGCCUUCCCAGUGGGAGUUCCAGGUUGGCCCUUGCGAGGGUAUCGAGAUGGGUGACCAUCUCACCCUCGCCCGUUACCUCCUCAUCCGAGUCGCUGAGGAGUGGGGUGUCAAGGUCUCGUUCCACCCCAAGGCUGUUCCCGGUGACUGGAACGGUGCUGGUUGCCACACCAAUUACUCGACCGAGUCGAUGCGCAAGGAGGGCGGUAUGAAGGCCAUCGAGGCUGCUAUCGAGAAGCUCGCCAAGCGCCACAACGAGCACAUUGCCGUCUACGGUGCUGACAACGACAAGCGUCUCACUGGUAAGCACGAGACUGGCCACAUCGGUGACUUUUCGUCUGGUGUUGCCAACCGUGGUGCCUCCAUCCGAAUUCCCCGUCACGUUGCCGCAGAAGGUUACGGUUACCUCGAGGACCGACGUCCCGCUUCCAACUGCGACCCUUACCUUGUCACUGGUAUCGUCGCCGAGACCACUCUCCUCCUCUAA